Messenger RNA from Schistocerca nitens (vagrant locust), 5922 nucleotides. It is a transcript of the gene Fgop2, whose product is annotated as FGFR1 oncogene partner 2 homolog. The coding region runs from base 168 to 842 and encodes 224 amino acids. Lineage: Eukaryota; Metazoa; Arthropoda; Insecta; Orthoptera; Acrididae. The transcript has 6 exons. The record is from RefSeq and is a predicted model, not a curated record.
UAUGUGCGUCUCUGAUUCAGAGAUAUUGAAAGAUAAAAAUAAACUACGAUUCGGAAAGCACUGACAGUAACUUCAACAGGCUGUUGUUCAUGUGAUAAAUUGCUACCACACAGUUCACCAAAAAUGAGUGCGCGUUGUGUUUUGUAGUAGGCAACAUAAAGAAAGAGAUGUCUUUAACAAUACAGCAAAUUAUUCUGGAUGCCAAACGUCUAGCUAACCGAUUGAAGGAACAUGAUACAACAGCGGACGCUUUGCUGUCACAGGCACAGAACGUGUACCAGAAAAUUGACACAAUGAAGCAGUACCAAGAGAAAGCGAAUGAGCUGAAUGAAUCGGCACGUCAGCGGCCACAUGCUGUGCUUGUGGCAGGCAUCCAGCAGGAGAACAGGCAUUUACGUGAAUUACAGCAAGAAAACCGGGAACUAAGAGCUGCUCUGGAUGAACACCAAAAGGCACUGGAGCUUAUUAUGUCAAAAUACCGUCAACAUGUUACACGGCUGGUAGCGUCAUCUAAAAUUGAUCUUGCUGCAUUGGGCACACAGAAAUAUUCUAAGAUCCCAUCACAAACGGAAACCUUGCAAGAUGCAGAACAAGAAAAGGUAAUUUGUGAACAGUCUAACAAGAUUUGUGAAAUGGCUGCUGUUAUGAGGAAAUCAGCUGAAAUUGAUGAGCAAAAAGCACUUGAGGAAAGAGAAUUGGUGACAAGGUUGGCUACAGAAAAUAAGGGAUUAAGAGAACUACUUGAAAUUUCCUGCAAAAAUGGUACCCUGCGAAAUAGCCUACUUGGCAUAGAAUCUGAAGAUAAAGAAAUGCAAACGGAAAUGAACUGUGAAACUUCUUGACAGAAGUAAACAUCUGGAGGAAAAAGCACAAUGAAAGACAAACCAAGUGAUUUGUUUCUCUUUUUAAUGUGGCAGCAUGAGUCAUUAUAUAUUACAUCACUGAACUAAUGUGCAAUGAUUCUUGCCUCUGAUAAAGGAAUUGGUAAUGACUGAAUCUCACAUAAUGUUGAUGUGACUGUUAAAAAUUUCUUUUGUACUACAUUUUAUACAUUAUACGCUUUCCAUUGUGGUAUUCUGCUGGGAAUAAACUGUGUUUCUCUGACUGUACAGCUGAAUGUUAAUGGCCAAAAUGCAGUGCCACAAUAACCACAUCAGUGCAGCUACAAAGAGUGUCUUUAUUCAUUGUUUCAUGUGGCGUGGCAUUGGUCAUUUCUGCAAGUGUGAUUUCUGAAAGUUAUGUUUUCAAUUCAGCAUUUUGUCUGUUGGGCAAUGUGAAUUUCAAAGAAUAAAGUAACUAGUCAGUUGUAAGUUAGACAUUUUAAUCUCUUUUUAAGCUUAUUGUAUAUGUAAAACUUUGAAUAAGUCGCAAAGGUGUGAGAUGAACUUCAGAAUAGUAUCACAGACUGUGACCCACAGUAAGCAUCAACAGUAUCAGAAUUAUACUAUUUUUUUCUCUAUAUGGCUCUUUAAAUUUAUGAUUUAUGGGAGUUCAUAUUUUUAUUUUGGUCUGUAGACAGUAACUGUGAGUCAUGCGAUCAGUCAUAUCAUAAAUUUUUUUAAUAUACCAACGUGAUUAGUGUCUAAAUCUAAAAGAAAAACUCCAAGGGUUUGUUUGUUUCAAUCAGUCCUCUGAGUUCUCUCUUUCGUUAAAGCUACCAAUCUUACGACAAAAAUAUAUAAUCGUCAUUUGCUCAAACAAAUGUCCAUAUAAAAGGCAGUGCACAAAUUUCAUAACAUACUUCAUUUAGCCUUUCAUUUUCAUCUUAUGUGAUAGACUUUUCUCUGAAUGAAUUAAAGUAUUUUAGGCAAAUUUAUUUGUUGGCUGUGAAGUUUAUAUCGUAUACCUUCAUACUUACUAGUGAUGACUAAAAGCUAUUUCCAGGAGACAUCCUGGUACUUUAACCUCACAUUUUGUUUGUAUAAUUGGAAGUUUUGUGCAGAGCUAAAAUAUUUGAUUCUUGGCAAAUGUUAGAAUCCAUCCCUUUCAACAUAUCUCACAUAUUUGAGAAUGAAACAGGCAGUUUUGGAUUUUAUAGCUACAAGUUACAUGCAUAAUGCACCAGAUAUUGUGUUUAUAGUAUUCUCUGGUGACAGUUUGAGGCUGAUAUAGGUACCACAAGAGAAGGAAGAUCUAGACCAUGAACUGUUAGUCUUGGAAAGACUUUUCAUGCUUCAGUUGAAUCCAGUGACAGUAAAUUCACUAGCUGUCCUCUACAGGUGGGGGAUGCAAAUACAGUUAUUAUUGUGGAGCAUAUAAUGACAUAUUUGUGAAAUGGAUAUCUAGUUUUUCAGGGGAUAUCUUGUAGGACAGGAAACUGUCAUUAUGCUGUUGAAACAUAUGGAAGUUCAUAAAACAGAUGCAAAAAAAAAAAAAAAAAAAAAAAAAAAAUUGAGAAAUAGAUCAGGCAGAUGAAAAAAAAAAGCCAAAAAAGUAAAGUUAUGUUACUGAAUUGUGACUUUGGUGUUAAGGUGUCAUAAGAGAUUAACAUUUUGUGUUCAACAUCUUUAGAGAAGUGGCUUGAAAUCAAAGUUUAAUUAGCUAAGAGUUUGUGAUGAAAGGAAAAAAGUGAAUCUUUUAAAAUAGAAACUAUUAUUUGUAUCACGACAAAUUAUUACUUGGCAAGGCGAACUAGUUACCUGGCUGGGGUGGCAGCACUGUUAUGUGCAUGCCCAAGUAGCAGGGAGAAGGGAGAGUACUAGCCUACACUCCAGUGGAAUACUGCCACACUUUGUAUGUCUGUAUGUGCCACUGAGUGAAGUUCCCCUGAAUAUGAACAGUCUCUCUCACAUUGGUUGCUAUGUAUGCUUCUCCUGCUGUAUCCAUGUAACUACGUCCCCUGGUGACAUUACUGUUUUCCACAGCUAUGUCAGUGGAUUCAUAAUCUGCUAUUUCAGUUGUGGAUGAUAAUGCCAUCUCUUUGUUUGAAUUUGUGCAGACUGAUUUAAUAAAAUGUUUAGUUUUCUAGUCUGUCACAGUCUCUUUCCUCUGGUAGUCGUUACACAUUCCUGCGUGAUAUACAGUUUUUUUGGUCUUCUAAUGUCGUGACAGCAAAUGCUAAUAUAACAACAGUGAAAGCAAACAGGCCACAUGGUCUACUAGUUAGUAUUUUUGACCAAUAACGCCAAGGUCCUGGGUUUAAUUCCUGGUGACCACCUCAAAUUUUUCGCUGGUGGAAAGGUCUGGAACAAGGUCCACUCAGUCGUGUGGGGCAAACUGAUAAGCUGCUUUGUAUAGAAAGGUAGCGAAAUUGAUGUGGAAGUCGCCAAAGUAACAUUACUUCGAAAGGCUUGCAAAUAUCUUCAGCUGUUUUUUUUUUUUUUAUUAUAGAAUGGGACACUUGUCAUUUUGACUACUGACCUUUCUCUUUGCAAUAUUCCAGAAGGCUGGUGUCACUUAAUUAGUGCUGGAAGUUUGGUUUACCUUGGAGCUAUUUAUUUUUAAUUUUUGUGAAAUAAUAAACUGGUAGCCAAGAUCGCAGGAAUUCUUUUUAUUCCAUGAUUACCGGUUUCAGCGAAACUAAAGCUGCCAUCAUUGAAUCUUAGGACACAUACAGGUUACACCAUCAAGGCAAACAAUGGUGAUAUUAAUACUUGCCUAUAACAUGCUUGUAGAGGGGAAGGGAACACAAAAUGGAACUUUCACAACAAUGAAAUGUUUCCUGGCACUACUGUCUGACUUUACUUCUUGCACACUGUCAUUUCGCACCAUUUAUUAUCAGUGUAGCAGGUAAGAAUCCACAAUUUGUCUAAAUAAACGACUUGCCACUUUAAUUCUGAUACUUUAUUUCUUCAUAAAAAAAUCUAAUGUAAUAUAUUGUUUCCUCAAGUACAUUCUGUCAUCUGUACUUGUUCAUUCUGACACCUUAUAAAAAUGUUGAUGGAACAGUUUAACUUUCGCUUGCACAUUUUAUUGUCUUGUCAUUCUCAUUGUCAUUAAAGUUAGUUAUGGUAACAGCAAGUCAUCAGAGCUAACCCUUGAAGGUAUUUUCUGCGAUCGCUUUUUGUGUUCAUACUGAGAGAUAAUAAUGCACGCUACUUUGAAGUUGAAUACAACUGUACCUAGUGACGUGAGUAAGUUAGUUCUCGCUAUGGCCAGGUAACCACUUCACCAUGACGAGUAAUUUUGUGUGUGUGUGUGUGUGUGUGUGUGUGUGUGUGUGUGUGUGUGUGUGAGAGAGAGAGAGAGAGAGAGAGAGAGAGAGAGAGAGAGAGAGAUUAUGUUAACAGGUACAGUUGAAUUGGUGUCCUAAUGUUACUAAUGUUACUUAGCAUCCCAAAUUUUUGUAUUAGUAUAGCUUUUUCCUUUAUAAUAAUUGAAAACAGUGCCACAGUUAGGUAACUGCACACGGUUUUUACAUCAGUUUCCACUUCUAUGCUGAUUAGUAAAAAGUUCCCAGCAGAUCCAGUAAGACUCUGUGAAACACUUUAAUGAAUUCCAUAUUUUGAACUGUGAUGAUAAGAGCAGAUGUUUUCUGUUAAAGUUGCUUGCUGACUUACAAUAGAUCACUUUAGAAACUGUACAAUGCAACUGUGACUGAAAAAUCAUACUAGUAACAUAUUUAAAUGUCUCUCUAAUAAUUGUACUCAUUUGAAAUAUAUUUUCGUACAUUUUAAGACAAAUAUAUAGAAGUAAAUUUUGAAAUUGACUGUUAAACUCCAAUACAUUAAGUAUAGUGAUGUUGAUUCAGUUAACAGCCAUAUGUUACGCCUUGUACAUAAUAUAUUGUAUAGUGUUAAAACUGCAGGUAAUAUAUUGUACUUGUAUGUAAAGUUGCAGAAAAGAUAUUUUGUGUUAUGCGCAGAGGAAGGAUAAAGAAAUUUUCAGGACUUGUUUAGAAUCUUCCAUUCCCAUCCUUAUCCACAUUCAUUCAACUUAAUACAGAAGGUGAGUGAGACUGAAGCCGUAAAUCAAAUGAAAAGAGAAUGUUUUAAGUACUGUUCAGUAUAUAAAAUUAAUUGUUGCUUACAUGCAACGCAACAGAGACUGGUCCUGAGACAAUGUUAAAGCAGCAAAGAGACGUUGUUACUAACAAAUUGAAAUUUCAGGUAGGUUCAAGUUACGGGAAAGCCUGAACUGCAUAGAAGGCAGUAUCUUAUUAUCUUAUUCAGAUAAUGUUGCUCAAAUUUACUAAUUCAAAAGCAGAGUUUUGUUCUGUUUAUCAUGAGUAAUACACUCAUGACAAGAAGCAUGAGAUUCAAGUACACGUGGACAUGAAUCACUGUUAGGAUUGAAGAGAAAAUAAUCGUGCCAUGUCACUGUUUGGCCAAUACAGUAUGUAUAGAUUAAUAGUCUGCUUAUGUUCGUAAAGUGACAACAUCUCAACAGUCGCUUGCAAAAGUCUGAUAGAGACCAGAAAUUUGUAACAAGGGAUUCUCUCUAUUAGAAAGAGAGGAAUGAAGGGGGGGGGGGGGGGGGACUCACUAUAUGUUCAUGCUUUAAGUCUCACAUUGUGGUAUUCCUCCUUCCAUACCUCCAUUUGCACAUCCCUGCGGUAUAAUAUGUUGUACCUCACAAAAGAAAAACUUUAGGUUUUGUAUAACAGAUGAUUAAAUGCUAUCACUGCCAAAGAGUUACUGAUAAGAAUGACUGGAGAAGAAUGUAUAAUACUAAAUGGUAACAUGAAACUUAAAUUUCAUUCCUUCAACUUUAAUCUGGAGAGAGAAAAUCCCUGUUUCUGAAAACAUAAGCCUUAAGUUGUGUGUGACAAAAGAAUUAUUGUAGUGUUCCAUGCAAGUGGAUAGAUUUUAUUGGCCUCCAAUCAGUUGGAGGUGAAUAGUACCAAUUUUGGUGUGUAGUCUCAAUUUAUGUUUGUGAACAGUAACUACCAAAGUAAGCACAAAAGAAUGUGAAUAAAAAGUAAUUAAUUUAAAUCAUGUUUUUUAUUUUAAUGACAUAAAAUAGAAAUAUAGGUGAUACUAC